This is a messenger RNA of Branchiostoma belcheri (Belcher's lancelet), 770 nucleotides long. RefSeq names its product myogenic factor 5-like. The coding region runs from base 68 to 736 and encodes 222 amino acids. Gene Ontology annotation, molecular function: RNA polymerase II cis-regulatory region sequence-specific DNA binding; DNA-binding transcription factor activity, RNA polymerase II-specific; protein dimerization activity. Lineage: Eukaryota; Metazoa; Chordata; Leptocardii; Amphioxiformes; Branchiostomatidae. The transcript has 3 exons. The record is from RefSeq and is a predicted model, not a curated record. Gene Ontology annotation, biological process: regulation of transcription by RNA polymerase II; muscle organ development; positive regulation of myoblast differentiation.
CUCCUUUAAACUCACACGUGGACUCUUGUUGACAACACUUCGUCUGAUCUUCCACACUUUCUUCAAGAUGAACUACACAGAGCUGAGCAGCUGUCGGUUCCAGUUCGACACGUCCUACCAACAGACACCGGACCAAGGGCAGGACAUGUUCGGCAGCCUGCAGGUCCCCGCCCCGAUGGAACCGUACGGAGGCUACGGUGAAGCGGCCGGGCACGUCCCGGUCCCGCCGGCGUCUGCUCACGGGCCUGGGCGCUGUCUGAUGUGGGCCUGUAAGACGUGUCGGAGCAGGAAGGCGUCCCGACAGGACAGGAGGAAGGCCGCCACCAUGAGGGAGAGAAGGCGGCUCGUCAAGGUGAACGAGGCGUUCGAGGUGCUGAAGAGAAAGACGCACAUGAAGCCGAGCCAGAAGACACCCAAGGUGGACAUCCUCCGGAACGCCAUCGCCUACAUCGAGCAGCUGCACCAAACUCUACGGGACGGUCAGGAGAACUCGGCGGGACAGAGCGCCGACUCUCCCGCAGCCAGCCCCGGGGCCUGCUCCGACGGAAUGGAUUUAAACAGUCCUGCCAGCUCGUCUUCAGAGUCAAGCUUCACCUGGACAGACGACAUGUACCCGUCUUCAGACCUGUUCACCGAGUUCCUGUCCAGCAUGUCCAGUGACCAGGGCGGCACCAGUCUGGACAACCUGUCGUCCAUCGUCAACAGCAUCGCCCUUCCCGACACUCACCUGCAGUGACGUCAUGGCCGAACGACCAAGAUGGCGGCGAAAA